Trichomonas vaginalis G3 is the source of this 1776-nucleotide messenger RNA. RefSeq names its product tropomyosin family. Lineage: Eukaryota; Parabasalia; Trichomonadida; Trichomonadidae. The transcript has a single exon. The record is from RefSeq and is a predicted model, not a curated record. Bases 1 to 1776 code for a protein of 591 amino acids.
AUGUCGUUGUAUCCAAAUAUCAAAGAAUCUAGUAGUGAAUCAAAUGAAGAAACUGAUUUCAUGAAUUUAUUAUCGAGAGAGAUUGAUACAUCGAAUCCAGAUUUAGUUACAAUUUUUUCACAAUUACAAAAACAUCCAAACUCAAUUUCACACUUGAAAUCAUUUAUUCUUGCUCUACUAAGAACCAAAUCUUUAAGCGGAAUAACAGAACGUCUUGCAUCAUACUUAAUUAGCCAUGUCACAUUACUUGAAGCAAUUUCACACAACGUUGAACUUGCCAGUCUAUUUUUAAUCAGCGAAAACGGCAAACAAACAUUCACAUCCGUACACAAAGCAUUUCUUAAAGAACAAGCAUCACGAACUCGCGUUUUUUUGCAAGAAAACGGAUUCGAUAACGUAUCUAAUUCAAACCAUUUAAGCGACUACAAAUACUAUAUAUCUCAAAUCGAUAGCAUAGAUGAAAGAUUGUCGGAACUUGAUAUCAUUGCAAAAGAUGCAUUCAAGAGUAAAAAUGUCAAUUCAUUAAAGAAUGCAUUCAAAGAAGUCUAUUCUCUUUUAGCAGGAUGCAUGAUAUUCAAUGAUGUUGUUCUUCGAAACCAGUCAAGUAUGUCAUCAGACUCACUGAGAAUGAUUCAUAAUGCAUUUCCAGAUUCACCACAAGAUACGAAUGAGUUCAUUAAAUGGAUCAAGCAACUCAUUGAAGAACGUGAUUCAUCAAUUAAAAACAUUAAAACAUUCAACAUUGAACAAUCCAAAAUGUAUGAAAAGAUUAACAAUCUUGAAACCGAGUUACAAACAAAAACUAAACGCACAAAGAUCUCAACCAAUGAUUUCGAAGAAACUCAUGAAGCUCUAGUCCAGAAAGUUUCAGAUCUGCAACAUCAACUUAAUGAUUUUCAUCAACAAUUUGGUAAUAAAGAUACAGAGAGCGUUGAACUCCAACGUUUAAGGAAUAAGUUCCAAAAGAAUGAACGAGAAAACAAUAUCAAUUUUAAGUCGUUAGAAUCCGAAAAUUCAUCUCUUCGUUCUAAGAUCGACGAUCUUCUUCAAAAACUGAGUAAGAAAGAAUCUAAAAUUUCUAUCCUCAAAUCCAAGAUCGAACAAUUUUCAGUCAAAUCAGAAGAUGCAAUCAGUUCUGAAAAGCAAACGCGAUAUGAAAUUUCCGAUCUUCAACGGUUAUACAACAGUACAUCAUCUUCACUCUUUAAAGAGCAAGAAAAAUCACGAUUUUUAACAAAUCAAGUUGAACGCUUGCAAAAAGAACUUGAUAAUGUUGUUCAAGAAAACAAAGAACUCAGAUCUUUACUUGAGCGAUCCAAACAAAGUGUUCAAGAACAGAUGGAAGAAAACACUAUCUUGUUAAAGCAGAUGCGUCGUGAUUCUCAAUCUAAUUCGAAAGAAACAAUUGAAAACUUGACAAACAAAGUAUCCAAACUUAAAUACGAACUUUGUCAAUCUAAAAAGUUUAUUUGCAAACUCCAAAAACAAAUUGAAGAUUUCCGAAAGAAACAUCGUGACUGUCAUGAAGAAAGCACAACUUAUCAUCACAAAUCAUCUAAAAGUACCAAAGAAAACCAAGAUUAUAAAGAACAUAUUUCAUACAAAAAACACAAAAAUGUUCAAAUUCUUGACUCAUCAUCAUGUUAUUCAUCCAAUUCAUUUGAAUUCGAGAGUAACUCUAAUGUAAGUGAUUUAGAUAAAGAAAUUGAGAAGUUAGAGAAGAAUGUUAAAAUUUCACGAAAGAUCCUUCAAGAAAACACAAAAUUUUCUAAAUGA